Messenger RNA from Spirometra erinaceieuropaei, 1143 nucleotides. Lineage: Eukaryota; Metazoa; Platyhelminthes; Cestoda; Diphyllobothriidea; Diphyllobothriidae. The record is from the annotation of a GenBank genome assembly.
AUGGCUCGGGGACUGGCGCGCUACAAGGUGGAUAUCGCUGCACUCAGUGAGACUCGGGUCUCCGAACAAGGCCAACUGGAGAAGGUGGGCGCCGGUUACACCUUCUUCUGGAGUGGUCGCCCCAGGGCAGAGCGACGAGACGCGGGUGUCGCCUUCGCCAUCCGGAACGACAUCGUAGGACGACUUCCCAGUCUGCCGCAGGGCAUAAACGAUCGCCUGAUGAGCCUCCGUCUGCCUCUCCGGGGUGGGGGCAAAUUCGCCACCAUCAUCAGCGCCUACGCUCCGCCGAUGAGCAGCCAUGACGCCGCAAGAGACAAAUUAUACGAGGACCUGCACGCCCUCCUGGCGACUGUGUCGAAGGCAUACAAGUUGAUUAUCCUUGGCGACUUCAACGCCCGCGUCAGCACAGACCAUACUGCCUGGAGAGGAGUGUUCGGUCCCCACGGUCUCCGCGACUCUAACGACAACGGCCUGCUGCUUCUCCGCACCUGCACAGAACUCCGCCUCAUCCUGACGAACACGUUCUUCUGUCUGCCGGAGCGAGAGAAGACCACCUGGAGGCAUCCUCGGUCGUGUCAGUGGCACCUGCUGGACUAUGUCCUCGUCCGGAGGCGAGACCAUCAGGAAGUGCUGGUGACAAAGGCGAUCCGGGGUUCCAACGGAUGCACCAACCGUCGUCUCGUCAUCUCCAAAAUUCGGAUUCGUCUAGAGCCUCACAGGAGACCCUAAGAUGAGCGACCCCCAGAUUUAUUGAAUAUUGCCUUGUUGUCUUAGCCUGCUCACCUUCUCCACUGCAACAGUGAGCUAGCUCAACGGCUACCCAGCCUACAAGUCGCUGAUGCCGCCGCCACCACUGACGAGAACGUCUCCAUGGAGAAGCGAUGUCUUCAACUGUGGGACACAGUCCAACCGAUGGUCCUGACCGUCCUCGGUUACGCACCCCGCCAACACCUAGACUGGCUCGAUGACAACGACGCCUCCAUCAGCCACCGGCUCGUCGAGGAGAACCGCCUGCACACAGCCUACGUCAACCGCUCGAUCGACGAUAACCAGGCGGUCUACUAUCGUAUUUACCGCCCUGUGCUGCAGUGGCUGCGCGGGAUGCAGGAAGCUUGGACGGCUUGCAAGGCCGGGGAGAUCUAA